AUGGCCAGCAAUGGCAUGGCGUCCUCACCCUCGCCCUUGUUCCCUCCAAACUUCCUCCUCCAAAUGCAGCAGACACCCUCCGAUCAUGACCCCCAAGAACAGCACCACCAUCACCACCACCACCACCAUGAGCACCACCUCCCUGCGGCUCCUCCCCUUCAUCGUCCUCACCACAACCCGUUCCUCCCCUCCUCUCAAUGCCCCUCCCUGCAAGACUUCCGAGGUAUAGCAACAAUGCUGGGGAAGCGUCCGAUGUACGGCGUGGACGUCGUCGUCGGAGGCGACGAGGUGAACGGCGGCGGCGCGAAUGAGGACGAGCUGUCGGACGACGGCUCCCAGGCCGGGGAGAAGAAGCGUCGCCUGAACGUGGAGCAGGUGCGGACGCUGGAGAAGAACUUCGAGCUCGGGAACAAGCUGGAGCCGGAGCGGAAGCUGCAGCUGGCGCGUGCCCUUGGCCUGCAGCCGCGGCAGGUGGCCAUCUGGUUCCAGAACCGGCGCGCGCGGUGGAAGACGAAGCAGCUGGAGAAGGACUACGACGCGCUGAAGCGCCAGCUCGACGCCGUCAAGGCCAACAACGACGCCCUCCUCUCCCACAACAAGAAGCUCCAGGCCGAGAUAGUGGCGCUGAAGGGCGGCAGGGAGGCAGGGUCGUCGGAGCUGAUCAACCUCAACAAGGAGACGGAGGCGUCCUGCAGCAACCGCAGCGAGAACAGCUCCGAGAUCAACCUCGACAUCUCGCGCACGCCGGCGUCCGACGGCUCCAUGGACCCUCCGCCGCCGAUGCACCAGCACCAGCACCACCGCGCCGCGGGUGCCGGCGCCGGCGCCUGCGGCUUGAUCCCUUUCUACCCUUCCAUCGGCGGCCGACCUACUGCUGCCGCUGCUGCUGGCGUGGACAUCGAUCAGCUCCUGCACACCUCCGGCCCCAAGCUGGAGCCGCACGGAAACGGCGGCGGCGUCCAGGGCGCCGUGGAAACCGCCAGCUUCGGCAACCUCCUGUGCGGCGUCGACGAGCCGCCGCCGUUCUGGCCGUGGGCCGACCACCAGCACUUCCAUUGA
This is a messenger RNA of Miscanthus lutarioriparius, 1059 nucleotides long. The record is from the annotation of a GenBank genome assembly. Lineage: Eukaryota; Viridiplantae; Streptophyta; Magnoliopsida; Poales; Poaceae.